Messenger RNA from Meloidogyne enterolobii, 726 nucleotides. The record is from the annotation of a GenBank genome assembly. NCBI's taxonomy places the organism in Eukaryota, Metazoa, Nematoda, Chromadorea, Rhabditida, Meloidogynidae.
AUGGAAAAACUUAAAGGAAUCUUUGCUAGUGAAAUUCCAAUUUUAAAUCUUAAUUUGGCUCAUGUUCGGCAAUUUAAUGAGCAUUUAUACAAAAUUAUUAUUUCAUAUCCUGAUGAAGUUCUUACCUAUUUGGAUGCCACAAUUGAUGAAAUUUUUGAAAUGACAUACAACAAGAAAUUGCCUUCAAUUAUUGAGAUCCGUCCUUACAAUGCUGAACAGACAAAAACUAUGCGGGAUUUAAACCCUCAAGAUGUCGGUCAAUUAGUUACAAUUUGUGGAAUGGUUACACGAAUUUCACCAAUUAUUCCUGAAAUGAAAACUGGUUAUUUUCAAUGUGCUCUUUGCAAUGCUCCGGUUGUAAGCGAAGUCGAUUGUGGACGUAUUGAAGAGCCAGUCAAAUGUAGUAAUUGUCAUGAUGCUUAUAGCUUUCAAUUAAUUCAUAAUCGAUCAUUUUUUAUUGACAAACAAGUUGUUAAACUUCAAGAAAUUCCAGGAGAUAUGCCAGCCGGACAGACCCAACAUUCUGUCACUCUUUUUGUUCACGGCUCUCUUGUUGAAAGUGUUCAUCCCGGCGAUCGCUGUUCUGUAACUGGAAUAUAUAGAGCUACUCCAAUUCGUGUUAAUCCAUUGCAACGAACAGUUCAUUCAAUUUAUCGAACGAGCAUUGAUGUUAUUCAUUUUCGAAAACUUAGUCAAGACAGACUACAUGAGCCAACUGAUGGAUAA